CAAACCCUAUUUAAACCCCAAAAGCCAAACUUAAGCUCUCUCCUGCUCCCUCCAACACCCACCCUGAAAGAAAAUGUGGCGAGCCAUUGACGCUCACUCGAAAACAAUCCUCUUCUCUCUCCGUACAGCCCUCUUCUCUUACCCCCAAAAACCUCUCCCCAUCUCUUCUCUUAAACCACCGAAAUCCGGUCAUUUUCUCUCUCUCUUCAAAACCCUAAGUGUCUCUUCAUCAGCCUCUAGUACAUCCUUUUCCGUUAUCGCUUUCACCACACGCCACUGUAAUAAUGUUGCUUGCGGCGGCGGAGUUCGCGGUGGUAAUUUGGUGGUUGUGAGGUGCAUUUCUUCGAUCUCGGCCUCUGCGGCGCCGAAUCAGCAGCACACGGCGGUGGACUGGAAUGAGCCGGUAUCCUCUUCGGACGUAGGCGUUGGUGGUAAAGGCACGGGUGUCGAGGAGGACACCCGGCCGUCCAUUCCUGUUCGCGCCUUUUUCUUCUCUACUAGUGUGGAUUUGAAGAGCGUAGUGGAACGGAACAAGCAAAAUUUUAUACCACCAACGUCGCGAAUGACUAAUUAUGUUGUUCUUAAGUUUGGGAAUCUCUCUCAACCCUCUGGUUUGGGCUCUUGCAUAAGUGGAAGUAGUUGCUCUUACAUGGUAGUAUUCCAAUAUGGAUCCAUUGUUUUGUUUAAUGUCCGUGAACAUGAGGUUGAUGAAUAUCUGAACAUUGUAAGGAGACAUGCCUCAGGAUUGCUCCCUGAAAUGAGAAAGGAUGAGUAUGAGGUGAGAGAGAAGCCAACUCUAAACACAUGGAUGCAAGGUGGAUUGGAUUACAUUAUGUUGCAGUUCUUGAACACCGAUGGAAUACGGACAAUUGGUAGUGUUCUUGGUCAAAGUAUAGCUCUUGACUACUAUGGACGCCAGGUUGAUGAUAUGGUUGCUGAAUUUACUGACAUAAAUCGCGGGAUGGAAAAAACUGGAACAUUUUCUAUGGACAGUAAAAAGCUUUUUCAGAUAGUGGGGAAGGCCAAUUCUAAUCUUGCUGAUGUGAUUCUAAAGCUUGGGCUUUUUGAAAGAUCAGACAUAGCUUGGAAAGAUGCCAAAUAUGCUCAGAUAUGGGAAUAUCUCAGAGAUGAAUUUGAAUUAACUCAGAGAUUUGCGAGUCUUGAUUUUAAGCUGAAGUUUGUUGAGCAUAAUAUUCGCUUUCUUCAGGAAAUUUUGCAAAACAGGAAAUCAGACUUUUUGGAGUGGCUCAUCAUUGUGUUGAUUGGUGUCGAAAUCAUUAUAUCCGUUUUUGAUAUUGUCCACAGAUCAGGAUUUAAAUUCUUCUAAUCAGUUUACUAUCAAUGUCUUCUAUACACGAGUCAGACAUGAAAGGUUACGAUUGAGGUGGGACCUGCUGUAAAUUUUCCUUCCAAAUAACCUUCCAUCUUGUUUCUCGCAGCUUGUAAAUAGUUUUUCGGAUUGCAAAUUUUCCUUUCAAAUGACAGAGUUCUCGUUUGUGGAGCCAUGAUGGCGCAGCAA
This is a messenger RNA of Populus nigra (black poplar), 1519 nucleotides long. Its product is annotated as protein RETARDED ROOT GROWTH-LIKE-like. The transcript is spliced from 7 exons. The record is from RefSeq and is a predicted model, not a curated record. Lineage: Eukaryota; Viridiplantae; Streptophyta; Magnoliopsida; Malpighiales; Salicaceae. Bases 74 to 1327 code for a protein of 417 amino acids.